This is a messenger RNA of Myotis myotis, 2038 nucleotides long. It is a transcript of the gene STAC3, whose product is annotated as SH3 and cysteine rich domain 3. NCBI's taxonomy places the organism in Eukaryota, Metazoa, Chordata, Mammalia, Chiroptera, Vespertilionidae. Gene Ontology annotation, biological process: positive regulation of voltage-gated calcium channel activity; skeletal muscle contraction; positive regulation of protein localization to plasma membrane. The record is from RefSeq and is a predicted model, not a curated record. The transcript is spliced from 12 exons. Gene Ontology annotation, molecular function: protein binding. Gene Ontology annotation, cellular component: extrinsic component of cytoplasmic side of plasma membrane. The coding region runs from base 721 to 1743 and encodes 340 amino acids.
AUGCCUCUGGGGACAGCUGGAGAGAACAGCUAUACACAUGUUCUUCACUCCCUGACAAGAUGGCAGGAAGGUACCCCUCCAACUUCCCACAGAGAAGAAAGCAAUGUAGUCUGGCCGAUAGGACAACUCUGAAAAUUCAAAUUUUCCGUUCUAAAGGUUUGAGUUUAAAGCUAUACUUGAUGGUAUAAAGACACAUGGCAACAAAAAGAAUGGCUGGGAAGUAGAAGGCCUAAUUCCUAAAGCAGGUCCAGGGAGGGUAGAAUUGGGGAGAUGUUUGGACCUCAGAGAAAGGGGAUUGAAAAGCUGUUCAUAAUCAAUCUUUACCUGCAGUCAUCUAGAAUCACCCAAAUGAGUAUACAGCAUGAACACUGUCCCCUCCUGAAUUUACCCAGUACUGACCUGCACACCACAGAUGAGAAACUAGGGAACAGCAGCUCUGGGAGGUGGGAGGAGUUAGGGUCCAGGCCUCCCCGUAUCCAAUUUCUCUUUGUCAGCUGUGUCACUCAGCUGUCCACUUCACUCCAGCCCUGUCAUUCCAGCUCUGACACCAAGGCAAGACGCUAGGUCUACAAAUACCGUCUGGGUGGCUGGUGUGAGUUCAGAGGAUACUGGGGGGGGCUUGGCCCCCAGAAAGAGGACCAGUCUUCCUCCAGUGCUACCGCCAAGGCCGCAGGGGCUCCUCUUCCCUCCACAGACUGAACUGACAGGGAGUCCCAAACGAUGACAGAAAAGAAGGUGCUGGAGUCCCCUAAACCCUCCCCAGCAGAGACUCGGCAAAGUGGGCUACAGCGGCUGAAGCAGUUAUUCAGGAAGGAGUCUGCUGGGACAAAGGAGAUGGAGCUUCCCCCAGAGCCCCAGGCUAAUGGGGAGGCAGUGGGAGCUGGGGGUGGGCCCAUCUACUACAUCUAUGAGGAAGAGGAGGAAGAAGAGGAGGAGGAGGAGGAGCCACCCCCAGAACCUCCUAAGCUUGUCAAUGAUAAGCCCCACAAAUUCAAAGAUCAUUUCUUCAAGAAGCCCAAGUUCUGUGAUGUCUGUGCCCGGAUGAUUGUGCUCAACAACAAAUUUGGGCUUCGCUGUAAGAACUGCAAAACCAACAUCCACGAACACUGUCAGUCCUACGUGGAGAUGCAGAGAUGCUUCGGCAAGAUUCCCCCUGGUUUUCAUCGGGCCUACAGCUCCCCACUCUACAGCAACCAGCAGUACGCUAGUGUCUCUGCUGCAAAUCGUAAUGACCCUGUGUUUGAAACACUGCGCACUGGGGUGAUCAUGGCAAACAAAGAACGGAAGAAAGGACAGGCAGAUAAGAAAAAUCCUCUAGCAGCCAUGAUGGAAGAGGAGCCCGACUCGGCCAGACCAGAGGGAGGCAAAGCCCAGAAUGGAAACCCUGAAGGGGAUAAGAAGGCUGAAAAGAAGACACCUGAUGACAAACACAAGCAGCCUGGCUUCCAGCAGUCUCAUUACUUUGUGGCUCUCUAUCGGUUCAAAGCCCUGGAGAAGGACGACCUGGAUUUCCCGCCUGGAGAGAAGAUCACGGUCAUUGAUGACUCCAAUGAGGAGUGGUGGCGGGGGAAAAUAGGGGAGAAAGUCGGAUUUUUCCCUCCAAACUUCAUCAUUCGGGUCCGGGCUGGAGAACGUGUGCACCGGAUCGUGGUGCAGAAAGGAGAUGAAGCUGGCGGCUACGUCAAGGUCUACACUGGCCGCAAGGUGGGGCUGUUCCCCACCGACUUCCUGGAGGAGAUUUAGGUGUGCAGGCCGGCGCCUGCUGGCGGGAGAGACUCGGGCCGGGUGCGGGCAGGCCCAGUGGAAGGUGGAGAGGAAAUGGAGUGGAAGCAACUCUACUGCUGAGUCAGGGAGGAGCGGGAAGGCCCGCCAGAGCGAGACGGGGCUCCUGGGAAGGGACUGGUUCCCGCCCUCCUCCCUGGGCUAUGCCAUCGGAUACUGGUGCCUAGAACAGCCCUUGAGAGCUGGAAAAAAUUGCGUUUCCACUAGGAGGCGCCCUGGGUUGCGGGGGUGGGUGGGAGGCGAACUGUUGAAUGUU